Molecule: messenger RNA, 704 nt
Organism: Salvia hispanica
Lineage: Eukaryota; Viridiplantae; Streptophyta; Magnoliopsida; Lamiales; Lamiaceae
Source: RefSeq, a predicted model, not a curated record
UAAAUAAGUAAGAAAAAUUGGUAGAAAUUCAUUUCCUCCGCUUCUGUUCUAAUUCAGCUGCUGCUUUUUUUUUCUUUUACCUGCGACCUCCCUAAUCGCUAUAGACUACUCAUUCGCAUAAUUAUUGAACAAAGCUUCGUUCUUCUUAAUUAAGGGUUUGGGGUACUGAUAUGGGUAUAACCGGAUGCUAAUGGGUUUCUGAGGUGGUUUUUGAGCUCAUCGGCUUCUCAGUUUGAAGUCGAGGAUUGCUGGAUUUUGUCUUGAUCGCAAGGCGACGUUGAGGAAAGUGUGCUGGUUAUUACGGAGUGGGAAAAUGACUGGAGUUGCAACUGGGGAGGCUGGAGCUGGAAGAUCAUUUGAAGGGGUUUCAACUGGGCAACAGCAGUCUCGAUGUCAGUCUGGGGAAGCAAUAGCUGAAUGGAGGUCUUCGGAGCAGGUUGAAAAUGGGAGUCCAUCUACUUCGCCCCCGUACUGGGACAGUGAUGACGAUGAUGAUGGAGGACCAAAGCCAUCUGAUUUAUUCGGAAAGUAUACUUGGAAGAUUGAGAAAUUUUCUCAAAUCAACAAAAGAGAACUUCGUAGCAAUGCAUUUGAAGUUGGAGGCUACAAAUGGUAUGGUUUCCUAUCAAUUUUUCUUCUGCCAUUGCAGUGCAUAAAAGUUUCUCAUUCUGCUGUAUUUCUGACAUGUUGACUUCAGAGUCGUU